UUCGACGUCUGACGUCAUUACAAUGCGCCAGUGGCCCGGUUCUAAGGCAGAGCUGCACGUGAUAAAGGUGUACUCCUACGGGCAUGGCGUGCAGAUGGAGCGACGGGCACUCCUCACCGGUGCUGUGUGUGGCGGCGGCAGGCGAUGAGGGGCUGGUGGUUUCAGGCGCCGAGGGUGGCGAGGUGACCCUUUGGAGCGAGGAAGGUGCCCCCCUGGCCCAGACCACACUGGAGGGGGGUGGCGACGUGACAUGCGCCGCGUUUUCUCCGGCCUCGCCCAGGAAGCUGUUUGUGUCUCAUGGGGAGGCCAUCAGCAUCCUGGACCCCAGGGCCCUGAAGCGGCCGACCGACGUGCUGCGCGUCGGGGAUGACGAGAUCAACGGCCUGUCGGUGAACGAGUCGGGCAGCCUGCUGGCCGCGGCCGACGACUCGGGGGCCGUGCGCAUAUUGGAGCUCGCGAGCGGGAAGGUGGUGCAGUCCCUGCGCAGACACACCAAUAUCUGCUCCUCUGUGGCUUUCCGGCCCCAGCGGCCCCAGAGUCUGGUUUCCUGUGGGCUGGACAUGCAGGUGAUGCUGUGGAACCUGCAGAAGUCCCGCCCUGUCUGGGUUCUCAACCUCCAGGAGCUGACGGAGGAAGAGGAGGACCAGCAGCAGCCUGCUGGACAGCUCUUUAACCCGCCCCUGGUGCACUGCGUUGCGGUGGCCGACUGUGGUAACAGAUUUGCCUGUGCAGCUGAAGAUGGCAGGGUGCACUUGCUCAGGGUGGGGGGCUCCAGGUUUGAGCGGCUGAAGGCCCUGAAAGCUCACAGCCAAGGGGUGUCACAGGUCCACUUCCUAAACUUCCUGCCCCACCCUGACUGGCUGGUGUCAGGGGGGAAUGAUGGGAAGGUCUUGCUGUGGGACAUCAGCAAAGUGGGAUCGAUUUCUGAGGACAAAGGCAAGGCUAAAUUCCCAAGGAAAAAGGCAAAGAACAUGCACUCCCCCAAAAAGGACGAGGUCAGUGCCAAGCACGGCAGGGACAUCCAACCAACACUCAGCAUCAACCACGGAGAGAAGGUUAACUGGGUUUGUCCUGCUCGGCUGAAGGGAGAGGGCAGGAUCAUAGUGGCAGAUCAGAGCAGCUCUUUAUCGGUGUACCCUUUAGAGCUGUAGAGAAGAUGUACAACUUUGUCUGCUUUCCCAGUUAGAUCUUCAACACACUCAAGUCCAAGUACAAGGUGUAAUUUGUAUCUUCAGGAAAAAAAUAAUAAAACUAUCUGAAGCAAGCCAUUGGAGGCCUACAUCUCAUGACGCCACGUUAUACCGUAAGAAUUAGAAGAGUUAGAAGUGACAAAUCACUAAUGGCGUAAAUGUAGAAUGUGUUUUGCUACUGCAGCCUGGAAGCAAAUUUGUUACAUGCAAAAAAGAACAGUGCAGCCAGACUCCUCACAACAAAAAAAGGUGAAAGGUUUUUAGGUUUUUUUUUUCCCCUCCCAGGCUACCAAGUGAAAUUGCUAAAGGAGAGACAAAGUGCAAACAUAGUACAGAGUCAGCAGAUAAUUUUUACCACGACCUGUUUUUUUUAUCAGUGAGAUAUUGGACAGUGUAUUUUAAAAGAUGGAAUUCUUGCAACAUAAGAAGAGGAUUUUGCUUAACUGCUUCUGGGCCGCUGCAAAGAGGCUUUGGAGAUCAUAGCUUAGGCCAUCCAGUCCAUAGCAACAGUACCCCAAAAUUAGGAAUGCACUCGGCAAAAGAGAAACCUUCAUUAUGGUAGAGUGGAAGCCCAACAGGGCUUGUUUUAUUAAUGCAUGAUCUAUGAUUUAUAUUUGUUCUAAUGGAAGUGACAGCAUUAAUGGCAUUGUGUGUUGUGCAUUUAUGAAAGUACUUCACAACUAAAGCAUUAACUUCUUUAAAUGUUAACCUAUCCUGUGAAAUUUUGCUAAACACUAAAUAGCAACAAUGGACAACAGCAAUGUUGAGGAAAUGAUGUAUUAUGUGUAAAGAAGAUCAUUUGACAAACUGAAAAUUUGGGAAUCCAAAUUUGAAUGAGUGUAUAAGGAUUGCAGGCUGGAUAAUGGCGUUUACAAUGAAGAUUCAGGAAGGAUGACAGCAGUAAAGUUCGCUCACAUCUCGGUUGUUCUAGCUCAUGAUCUUUUACUGGUGCCAUUUCCUAAAUCUUAAAAAAAACUAUAAAUCCUGUACAACAACCUUUUUUACUUUGCAUUAGUCUUUUGCAUCUUCCUCCACCCCAUUUCUACCUGUGCUGCUGCUGCUUGGCCAUUCCUGACUAAGCAAGGGGGUUCCAGCCUCCUCCUCCUGCUUCAAGGGAGCUGCCAUCAGCCAAGCAGGUGGAGGCACAUUUACUGUGACAAAACCAAACCAACUUUUCCAAUUCACUUAAUUCUUUGGUGUCCAUCCUCAGUAAUAUGGAGAAAGCAGAUUACAAUCAGAGUGUCAAAGGAUCUGUUUGGUCUCAAUGCAAAGUGUGCUGGUUUCCUAAUGAAAAGUUACAUUUGCUUACAAAUAUAUGUAAGCAAAAACACAUCUAAAAACAACUUUAGAAAAAGUAAAAGUCAUGUAAAAGACAAAUGCACUGUUGAAGACUGGGCAGACACUUGUCAAAUACAGUGUGAUCAGCCCAAGGUGAAAGCAUGGCCUGGAGGUACCAGUAAUGUAUAGUUGUCAGUGAGUGGCACUUCCUGCCUAAAGAAGCAAUGGGUGCACAUAAUCCAUUGAUCUUUAUUGUGCUCAUCAAAGGAUUAAAAAGGGCCUGUGGAAUUCUAGGACAUGUAUCAGGGUGGUGAAGAAUUUUGAAACAGGGCUGGUAAUAUGAUUAAACCAAUUUAACCAACCAAUGAGACCUUACUUAGCAUGAUGUUUACAGUUCUGGUUAUCGUGUUUCAAAAUAGGCAUGGUUAAGUGGGAGGGAGUUCAGAAAAGAAUCAUUCCUGGUUUGAAAUAAAUGGUCUACCCAGUAAGAUUAAAAGAAUGAAGAUGAUUAAGUGAAAGCGGGUUCCAUUUCCAACAACAGAGCAAGGUCUGAAGACACCAGUGGGAGUCAAGAGGAAGUACAUACUGGAUUGAAAAUAGGAUAUGUGUCAUCGUGCAUUAUGGAAAUCUCAUAUACAGACUCCCACCCUGUAGUCUGAUCUCAUCACAUCUCGUGAAGCUCAGCAGACACUCAGGCUUGGACAGUUCUGGGAUGGUUGAUCUCAAUGGAAAACCACAGUGCAGCUGCAUUUUGUGAGUGAACCAGAAUUUCCAGAAACUAGGUUUUUGCAUGUUGACCAGGGACAUUAUGCUGUAGAAGGUGCCAUCCUUAGAUGAGACAUUAAACCGAAGUCCCGACUUCUUCGUCAUUAAAUUAGGGGUACUUGUAAGUGUUAAUCUUGGUGUUCUGGCUAAAUUCCACUCUGGGUUUGCACACUUUGGCCUCCCCAAAAUCCUCCCUUAUUUCACCUGGCUAUGUAAUUUGUUAAUCCACCUGAUCUGUUAUGUAGUGGGGCUGCUGACAAAUAAUGCCAGCUGUUUGUUACACAAGUGGGUGCUGCAUUUCAGUGGUGAAUGUGUGAAUAUGUGCGUAUCCUUUGUAAUGAAAAGCACAUUAGAAAGGCAUUUUAUCAUUGUAACCUAGAAAUAGCUGAGUUACUUGGGCAAUAAAAUUAAGAACAAGAGACAAAGCUGAGCUGAAUGACCUCCCCUUGUGUGUAACACAUUGCUCUCUGGAUAAUAUUAAGCUUUGUAGCUCUCCUAGGGCAGCAAGAGUUGUCUGAGACAGUUGCAGUUCCCAGAGAAUUAGUUUUUUUUCCAUUGUUCAGGCUGGCUGUAUCUCAUAGAACAGCAGGAUACAAGCUGGGGACUCCUAGAGUUGAUCUGUAAGGAAGAGAUUUCACUCCAGUAUUGGAUCAGGACACUUACACGCCAGCUGAACUGUUAUUUACGUAGUUAAACUCUUCAUUGGUGUAAAAAUAGCACUAAUAUGAACUCCUUGGGCAGCACAGUGGUUAGUAUUGCUGCCUUGCACUAUUGCCUUUCUUGGGGCCUGGGUUCAAUUCAUUGCGGUUAUAUCAUUUAUAUGUUUUGUCCGUGUUCUCAUGGGUUUCCUUGGGGUGCUCCAGUUGCCUCCCACAGUCCAAAGAUACUGGCUUCUGGGGAAAUUGGCCCUGGUCUGAUAGUGUCUCUUAUGAUGGACCAGUGUCCUUUCCAGGGUGUAUUUUGCCUCUGGUGAAGCCGAGUUGGAUGAAGAAGAAGAAUUUCAACAGGGGGGGACUCACUCCUUUCAACAAGGGCCUGAGUAUGCAUGUGAGGGUGUAUAAAACAAUGCUAACAUAGUAUAACUUCACCCAAAAUAAAGGUCAUUUCCAGUGGUAAAGGUAAGAGUUGUGAUCACGGGAAAAUAAGCAUUAGACAAUGAGAUGUCAUCAGACAGCCUUCAGUGCAGUCUGCUUUCAUUCCAAUCCAUGCUAAAGUCUAUGAUGAUUUCAAGACUUAUUUUCAAAGUAUGAGACAGUGACUGUUUACUUUUUAGGGAACAAAAGACAGUGCAAUCACUAGCUAAGUGUAAUCUCAUCAUCGAGCCGGUGAUGGUGAUGAGAUUACACUCGUCACUCUGCUGAUGAGAUAGCUAGUGCCAACUGAGCAGCUAAGAAUGGAAUCUCUCUCCUUUCCUCUAUCUCUGUGCAAACAGGCACUGGUGUUUGUCCAAAAUCUGUAACUUGACAAUGAAGAGGCAGUUUCUGACAUCAUUUGAAUGUUUAUCGUAAGCCACUGAAAAAUGUGUCAUGUCUUUAAAACGGGAACCAAAUACUGUAUUUACAGAAAACAAAUUUCUCAUCUGGGUCAAUAAAGGAAGUAAGCAAUGA
Lepisosteus oculatus (spotted gar) is the source of this 4840-nucleotide messenger RNA. RefSeq names its product WD repeat domain 53 (gene wdr53). Lineage: Eukaryota; Metazoa; Chordata; Actinopteri; Semionotiformes; Lepisosteidae. Gene Ontology annotation, molecular function: protein binding. The record is from RefSeq and is a predicted model, not a curated record.